Messenger RNA from Salvia hispanica, 937 nucleotides. Lineage: Eukaryota; Viridiplantae; Streptophyta; Magnoliopsida; Lamiales; Lamiaceae. The record is from RefSeq and is a predicted model, not a curated record.
UUAAUUUCAAAUUUUUGGGAGUAAUACAUUAUUCAGAUCUGAGUAGAAAUUGAUUUACUUGCUAUCUAAAAAUCUGUGGUGUUUGAAAAUGAGUUUGAUAUCUGGCCUUGUAGUUGUUGAUUUGUACUUAAUUUGGACGUGAUAUUGUACUCGCCGUUAUUUUGCUGAAGUUGGAUGUAGGGGUGUCCGAUGUUUUAUUUGGAAAGGGUAAUUCAUUGGUUGUGUUGCGUAUGAAACUCUGUGUUGAUAUGUUGGUUCUCAUGAUCUGCAAGUGGCUGUGUUGUUUAUGUACUCACUUUCUUACUGGUGCUUCUCCAUCUGCGGAUUCAGAGUUUAUGUGGAUCAUCAGAACAACGGCAAGGCAUCUAUGCUGAGAGAGAUGACCCGUCUCCUCGGCGAAUUGGUUACUCAGAUGGACAGCCUGAAAAAGGAGAAUGCAACUCUCUUAUCGGAAUAUAAUUAUAUCACAGCUGAGAAGAAUGACCCCGUCGAGGAAGCUUCUGGUUUAGAUGCUCAAGUGAAGGGGCUGAAGAGAGAAAUAGACGAGAGGGCUAUCUGUUCAAACGCACAUGUUUCUCAACCAUCGACAGCACAGUUACCCGAAGGCCAUGUUGCAAUGCCACUCAUCGGGCAUGCCUCAGAGGCGGCAGCCCCUGUCAUUGGUCCUGUGCUGGUCGUGCCAUUGCAUCACGAGCCACAACUCCAAGGCUUCGGUAACUCCUUCCCAGGUAUGGAUGGGCCUAAGGUUCCCUCUGGUGUGAGCAAACCGCGAGCACGUUACCCUUCGUCGUCUGAUUCUUGGCCUUCUCAUAUUCUCACCAAGUAGUGUAGAAUGGAAUGGUUAAAUAUGUAGAGAGUUAGUCAAGCAGCUUUAGUGCUGAAAUGAGGAUCAAAUGGAGCAUUUUGAUGUUUGAGUUAGAAUUCGAUUUUCUUUGUA